AUGUCCACCUCGGGAAUCGGGUGGGUGUUUUGGAUACGAAGAUAUCUGGAUAACCUGGUUGGUAAAAUUUGGAUUAAACGUGUUCCAAGAGAAAUUCCGGAGUCCGAGGACACCAAAGUCUCCACCACUUGCCCCAUCAACCACCAUGGCCUGUCUCGAGUCCCGUAUAUUGGGCAGGCUGAGAAUGUUCCCACCGACUUCUUAACUAUUGCCGCAAUGUGA
Molecule: messenger RNA, 222 nt
Organism: Paracoccidioides lutzii Pb01
Exons: 1
Coding region: 1-222 (73 amino acids)
Source: RefSeq, a predicted model, not a curated record